AUCUGCUCGCCGUUUGUUUCCUGCAGCCUGAGUGGAGCGGCGUCGAGUCCGACUGGAAAGACAGAGCAUCAUCUCCUCCACAAAAACACCCCGUACAAUGAAACUAUUAGCAAUAUCUUUCUCUCUUGAGAUCAGCUUCGUCACUGUUAUUCUGCUGGUGAUGGGCCUCUCUACUCCAGGGCAAGCAGAAAUCACCAGUCUGGACUCGGGCAACAUUGAUGAUAUCCUAAAUAAUGCUGGGGUGGCAUUAGUGAAUUUUUAUGCUGACUGGUGCCGAUUCAGUCAGAUGCUCCAUCCGAUUUUUGAAGAAGCAUCAAAUAUAGUGAGGGAGGAGUUCCCCGAUAUUAAACAGGUGGUGUUUGCUCGCGUCGAUUGUGACCAGCAUUCGGACAUAGCUCAGCGCUACCGCAUCACCAAAUAUCCAACGCUGAAGUUGUUCCGCAAUGGGAUGAUGAUGAAGAGGGAGUACAGGGGUCAGAGGUCGGUCACGGCAAUCGCUGACUUCAUUCGACAGCAGCAGGUCGAUCCAGUGAAAGAGAUGCACUCCAUGGAGGAGGUCAUUACGCUGGAUAGGAGUAAAAGAAAUAUCAUUGGUUACUUUGAGAAGAAGGACUCUGAUAACUAUCACACGUAUGAAAAAGUUGCUAACAUCCUUCGAGAUGACUGCACAUUCUUAGCUUCUUUUGGUGCUGCAUCAGAGUCCGAGCGCUUUAGUGGAGACAACGUGAUCUACAAACCUGCAGGGGAAAAUAUUCCUGACAUGGUCUAUCUCGGCUCCAUCACCAACUUUGACCUGACGUAUGCCUGGGCGCAGGACAAAUGUGUGCCUCUUGUUAGAGAGAUCACCUUUGAAAAUGGAGAGGAGCUGACUGAAGAAGGACUUCCUUUCCUGAUUUUAUUCCACAUAAAAGAAGACACAGAGAGCUUAGAGAAGUUCCAACAUGAAGUAGCUCGCCAGCUCAUCAGUGAAAAAGGUUCCAUAAACUUCCUCCAUGCGGACUGUGAUAAGUUCAGACAUCCUCUGCUCCAUAUUCAGAAAACUCCCGCUGACUGUCCCGUCAUUGCCAUAGACUCUUUCAGACACAUGUACGUCUUCCCGGACUUCAAAGACCUCAACAUUCCUGGUAAGCUGAGACAGUUUGUUUUGGAUCUUCACUCCGGUAAGCUUCACAGAGAGUUCCAUCACGGUCCUGAUCCCACAGACACCACGCCUGGACAGGAGGAGACAGGCAGGGAAGUAGCCAGCAACCCUCCAGAGAGCUCGUUCCAGAAGCUGGCACCCAGUGAGACUCGCUACACCAUCCUCAGGGAUCGUGAUGAACUGUGACCUAAAGGGCCCACCAGUGAUCCUGUGACUCAAUGCCAGGCCCCAGGGUCGGGGACGGGGUUAGGGUUGGGACAGGCCAGCGGGACAGUACAGUAACACCCAACACCCUUACUGAAGAUAUCAAGAUAGAGAUAAGGAGAAAAAUGAACAGGAAAAUGAUUUGAAAAGAAGAACAGCAGACAGAGGAGGAGAGUGCAUCCAGUGACACAACCAUGUCAGAAUAACCUGUAACUUUUUUCCACAUACUGUUUUUAUUUUGCGUUAAGAGGAACUGGGAUAAGGAAGAGAAAAUGUGUUUGGGAAGAGGGAUGGGGGCACUAGGACAUCAAAAGAAGUUUACUUUUUUUUUUUUUUUUGGAGCUUGUAAAUAUAUAUGUGCUACAUUGGAAUCACAAUGUUGGUCUAAAUUAAAUUCAGAGUUUUCUUUAUUUAAUUCAUUUCCUUUUCAUCGCCCUGCUUUUUGUUGGGAAAAACGAACAGAGCAGUCUCCUCAUUCCAGUCGUAAGAUUGUUAUCUUUGGGUAGUUUAGUCUGUCUAGUAGAAGAUGCUUGUUUCUUCUCACUGCCCUCAUGGCUGCAUCUCGAUACAAUCAACUUCAGUCUAAUUUGUUAUAAAAAUAGGUAUAACUACAUGAUUUUAUUUCCAUAUCAUCUCUGCACACACAAAAUGAAUAGAAAAACUCUUUGUAAAGAACAAUGGAGCAGCAAGAUUUCUAAUUGAAGCUUGAGAAAGAUAUAGUUUCAGCUACUCCAGCCUUUUGAGAUGCACCCCCUCUCUUCCAGGUUUCCAUAGAUGAUGAUGUAUUUUUAAACUGCUUAUAAACAAAUUUUAGAACCUUCAUUUUUUUUUUCUUUACAGUACUGUGCCACAGUGGAUGUAAUGAGUUUUGUUUUCUUUUUCCCCCAUCACCAAUUAAUAGAAAACACCUAAAGCCCCUGGCUCUCAGAUUACUAAAUUCUGUUUCCUUUUAAAGCACAAAACAACACCUU
Cololabis saira (Pacific saury) is the source of this 2316-nucleotide messenger RNA. RefSeq names its product endoplasmic reticulum protein 44 (gene erp44). The record is from RefSeq and is a predicted model, not a curated record. The transcript has 11 exons. The coding region runs from base 98 to 1327 and encodes 409 amino acids. Lineage: Eukaryota; Metazoa; Chordata; Actinopteri; Beloniformes; Belonidae.